CCGUCAGGGUGCAAAUGCACACGUGUAGGAAAGGAUGUCGACCUCCAACCUCCCCCGGGUCAUCUCCAUCUGGUCUAGGGAUCUAUGACCCAGUACCGGAACACUAAACGGCUUCUCGGCUUUCCCGCCGUAAGAGACCUAAAUCAUGGCCCAUGGACAUGAACAUGGUCAUGGUCAUGGUCAUGGUAAAAUGGAACUUCCAGAUUAUAAGCAGUGGAAGAUAGAAGGAACACCAUUAGAAACUGUCCAGGAGAAGCUGGCUGCACAAGGACUAAGAGAUCCAUGGGCCCGGAAUGAAGCUUGGAGAUACAUGGGUGGCUUUGCAAACAAUGUUUCCUUCAUUGGUGCAUUAUUAAAAGGGUUCAAGUGGGGAUUUGCUGCAUUUGUGGUAGCUGUAGGGACCGAAUACUUCCUGGAAUCCUCAAAUAAAGAUAAAAAACAUCACUGAAGAAAUACCUGGAAGUAUCUUAGUGACUUCUUAACUCUUAUAAAAUAUUUCUCCACUUAGUCUGCCUGUUUGUGUGUUAGUCCCUUUUAAGGGACAAUACUGGUAAGAUUUAAUAAAUUAAAAUCAUGCCAGUC
Tupaia belangeri chinensis (Chinese tree shrew) is the source of this 582-nucleotide messenger RNA. It is a transcript of the gene NDUFB3, whose product is annotated as NADH:ubiquinone oxidoreductase subunit B3. The record is from RefSeq and is a predicted model, not a curated record. Bases 146 to 448 code for a protein of 100 amino acids. Lineage: Eukaryota; Metazoa; Chordata; Mammalia; Scandentia; Tupaiidae. Gene Ontology annotation, biological process: electron transport chain; mitochondrial respiratory chain complex I assembly. Gene Ontology annotation, cellular component: mitochondrion; respiratory chain complex I. The transcript is spliced from 3 exons.